AUGCCCCGCCACCGCCCCCCGGCUUCCGGUGCUGCGUAGUUUCCGGAGCGGAUCGCAACCCGGAGUCCGGAUCCGAUCCCGCUCUGCACAUUCCAAAGGCAGGUGGUGGUGAUGGCUGAAGAUGGGAACGAGGAGAUCAUGUUCAUCUGGUGUGAAGACUGCAGCCAGUACCACGACUCUGAAUGUCCCGAGCUGGGCCCAGUGGUCAUGGUCAAAGACUCCUUUGUGUUAAGCAGGGCAAGGUCGUCCCUUCCCUCCAACCUGGAGAUCAGACGCCUGGAAGAUGGAGCUGAGGGGGUGUUUGCUGUGACCCAGCUCGUCAAGCGCACGCAGUUUGGCCCAUUUGAGUCGAGGAGAGUCGCCAAAUGGGAGAAGGAGUCUGCGUUUCCUUUGAAGGUGUUCCAGAAGGACGGGCACCCCGUGUGCUUCGACACCUCCAACGAGGAUGACUGCAACUGGAUGAUGCUGGUGCGGCCGGCAGCGGAGCCCGGGCACCAGAACCUGACGGCCUUCCAGCACGGCAGCGACGUGUACUUUACCACCUCGCGCGACAUCCCCCCGGGCACCGAGCUGCGCGUGUGGUAUGCGGCCUUCUACGCCAAGAGGAUGGACAAGCCCAUGCUGAGGCAGGCCUGCCCGGGCCUCCACGCUGCAGGCACCCCAGAGAGCAGCACGCCAGUGGAGGCAGAACCCAGCCGGUGGGUGUGCAAGGUGUGUUCGGCCGCCUUCCUUGAGCUGCAGCUGCUGAAUGAGCACCUGUUGGGCCAUUUGGAACAAUCCAAAAGCGUCCCCCCAGCCGGCCAGCAGGAUUCAGCUGCGGAGAAGGAAGCAGACGUGCCCCCGGGGGAGCCUCCCGCAGUUCCCAAAAGUGUCAGUGCCGCCAAAGAGCAGAAGAAAAAGCCUCGAAGGGGGAGAAAACCCAAAGCAUCCAAACCAGAGCAGCCUCUAGUUAUUGUUGAAGGCAAGGAGCCCGCAGAGCAAGUGGCAGAGAUCAUGAGCGAGGUCGAGCCUGUGGCUGCGUCGCCGGACGAACGGAUCAUGGAGCUGGUUCUGGGGAAGCUGGCCGCCACCCCCAGCGACGCGAGCUCAGUGCCAAAGUUCCCGCACCAUCAGAGUGGCAGCAUCACCCUCAAGAGGAGCCUGAUUCUCUCGAGCCGCCACGGCAUCCGGCGGAAGCUGGUCCGGCAGCUGGGGGAGCACAGGCGGGGCUACCAGUGCAGCAUCUGCAGCAAGAUCUUCCAGAACAGCAGCAACCUGAGCAGGCACGUGCGCUCCCACGGCGACAAGCUGUUUAAAUGCGAGGAGUGUACCAAGCUGUUCAGCCGCAAGGAGAGCCUGAAGCAGCACGUCUCUUACAAGCACAGCAGGAACGAGGUCGACAGCGAGUACAGGUACCGGUGCGGCACCUGCGAGAAGACCUUCCGCAUCCAGAGCGCGCUGGAGUUUCACAACUGCCGGACAGGCAUCGUCGCACACCUGGGGGGGGGUACCAGUGGCAGUCGGCUUAGAGACCUGCCAGAUGAUAAGACGUUCCAGUGUGAGAUGUGUUUCAGAUUCUUCUCCACCAACAGCAACCUUUCCAAGCACAAGAAGAAGCAUGGGGACAAGAAGUUUGCCUGUGAAGUCUGCAACAAAAUGUUCUACCGCAAGGACGUCAUGCUGGACCACCAGAGGAGGCACCUGGAAGGAGUGCGGCGGGUGAAGAGGGAAGACGCGGAGGCCGGCGGUGCCGAGAACCUGGUGCGCUACAGGAAGGAGCCGUCGGGCUGUCCGGUGUGCGGCAAGGUGUUCUCCUGCAGGAGCAACAUGAACAAGCACCUGCUGACGCACGGCGACAAGAAGUACACGUGUGAGAUCUGCGGGCGCAAGUUCUUCCGCGUGGACGUGCUCCGGGAUCACAUCCACGUCCACUUCAAGGACAUCGCGCUGAUGGACGACCAGCAGAGGGAGGAGUUUAUCGGCAAGAUCGGGAUCUCCUCGGAAGAAAACGACGGCACUUCCGACGAGAGCGCAGACUCGGAGCCUCACAAGUACAGCUGCAAAAGGUGUCAGCUCACCUUCGGUCGCGGGAAGGAGUACCUGAAGCACAUCAUGGAGGUGCACAAGGAGAAGGGCUACGGCUGCAGCACCUGCCACCGGCGCUUUGCCCUGAAGGCCACCUACCACGCCCACAUGGUCAUCCACCGCGAGAACCUGCCCGACCCCAACGUGCAGAAGUACAUCCACCCAUGCGAGAUCUGCGGGCGUAUCUUCAACAGCAUCGGGAACUUGGAGCGGCACAAACUUAUCCACACAGGUGUGAAAAGCCACGCCUGCGAGCAGUGUGGGAAGUCCUUUGCCAGGAAGGACAUGCUGAAGGAGCACAUGCGCGUGCAUGACAACAUCCGCGAGUACCUGUGUGCCGAGUGUGGGAAAGGCAUGAAGACCAAGCACGCGCUGCGCCACCACAUGAAGCUGCACAAGGGCAUCAAGGAGUACGAGUGCAGGGAGUGCCACCGCAAGUUCGCGCAGAAGGUCAACAUGCUCAAACACUACAAGCGGCACACGGGGAUUAAAGAUUUCAUGUGCGAACUGUGCGGAAAAACUUUCAGUGAGAGAAACACGAUGGAGACGCACAAGCUCAUCCACACGGUGGGCAAGCAGUGGACAUGCUCCGUGUGCGACAAGAAGUAUGUCACCGAGUACAUGCUGCAGAAACACGUGCAGCUCACCCACGACAAGGUAGAGGCCCAGAGCUGCCAGCUGUGCGGGACCAAGGUGUCCACCAGGGCUUCCAUGAGCAGACACAUGCGGCGCAAGCACCCCGAGGUCCUGGCCGUGAGGAUCGACGACCUGGACCACCUCCCCGAGACCACCACCAUCGACGCCUCCUCCAUCGGUAUCGUCCAGCCUGAGCUGAGCCUGGGGCAGGAGGAUCUGGCGGAAGGGAAGCACGUGAAAGCCGCCAGGAGGACUCACAAGAGGAAGCAGAAGCCAGAGGACGAGGCCGGGGCCACGGGGCCCGAGGAGGCCGCCUUCAGCGAGUUCUCGGAGAAGGAGGCCACGUUCUCGGCCGGCGUCGGGGACGAGACCAACUCUGCCGUGCAGAGCAUCCAGCAGGUGGUGGUGACGCUGGGCGACCCCAAUGUGACCACCCCGUCGAGCUCCGUCGGCCUGACCAACAUCACCGUGACCCCCAUCACCACCGCGGCCGGGACUCAGUUUACCAACCUCCAGCCGGUGGCUGUCGGGCACCUGACCACCCCGGAACGCCAGCUGCAGCUGGACAACUCCAUCCUGACCGUGACCUUUGACACCGUCAGCGGCUCUGCCAUGCUGCACAACCGCCAGAACGACCUCCAGAUCCACCCCCAGCCGGAAGCCUCGAAUCCGCAGUCGGUGGCCCACUUCAUCAACCUGACCACUCUGGUCAACUCCAUCACGCCCCUGGGGAGCCAGCUUGGCGAGCAGCCGCCGCUCACCUGGCGGGCGGUGCCCCAGACAGACGUGCUGCCGGCCCCGGCCCCCGCCCCACAGGCCGCCCAGCCGCCGGUGCCGGCCGAGCAGCAGCCGCAGAUGUACAGCUACUGA
This is a messenger RNA of Lipotes vexillifer (Yangtze River dolphin), 3570 nucleotides long. It is a transcript of the gene PRDM15, whose product is annotated as PR/SET domain 15. Gene Ontology annotation, cellular component: nucleus. Gene Ontology annotation, biological process: regulation of gene expression. NCBI's taxonomy places the organism in Eukaryota, Metazoa, Chordata, Mammalia, Artiodactyla, Lipotidae. The record is from RefSeq and is a predicted model, not a curated record. Gene Ontology annotation, molecular function: protein binding.